AUGGCCGCCAACAAGCAGGGCAAGAUGCAAAACCUCAUCAACUACCGCAUGAGAGUGACCCUCAACGAUGGUCGCCAAAUGACCGGUCAGAUGCUGGCCUUUGAUAAGGUCCGUCAAUUAUCUACCAUUGCCCCGGACACAGCUAAUUUUGUGGUUACACUCCAGCACAUGAACCUCGUUCUCGCCGACACAGAAGAAUUCCGCCGCAUCAAGCGCAAAGGAAAGGCCGCUGGCCCCGCGAACACCCCGCUGGUCGAGGCGGAGGAGAAGCGCACUCUCGGUCUGACUAUCAUUCGCGGCGCUCAAGUCGUCUCUUGCUCCGUCGAUGGUCCUCCCCCAGCCGAUCCAUCUGCACGUCUCGGUAACGCCGGUGCCGGCGCCGCGGGUGCUGCCGCUACUCUUGCUGCAGGCCCCGGUAUUAGCAAGCCCGCUGGUCGUGGCCUGCCCGUUGGUCUUGGUGGUCCCGCUGCUGGCGUGGGUGGCCCCCCUCCUCCUGGUGGAUUCGGAGGUUUCCCUCCUGGUGGAUUCCCUGGUGCUCCCCCUCCCGGAUUCGCCGGUCGUGGAGGACCCCCUGGUGGACCUCGUAAGCUAUACACUAUACUCCACAAACAUGCGCGCAUGCUAACUCUUAUACCCUGCAGCUGGCUUCGCUCCUCCCCCCUGGAUUUGCUCCACAAGGCGCUCCUCCUGGCGCUUUCCAACCUCCUCCAGGAUUCCAGCCCCCUGGCCAAGGACGGGGAUACCCCCCUCCCGGUUUCGGUGGUCGAUGAUUGGAUAAAUGUGUUUUAG
Penicillium manginii is the source of this 789-nucleotide messenger RNA. Its product is annotated as small nuclear ribonucleoprotein-associated protein. Lineage: Eukaryota; Fungi; Ascomycota; Eurotiomycetes; Eurotiales; Aspergillaceae. The record is from RefSeq and is a predicted model, not a curated record. The transcript has 4 exons. Gene Ontology annotation, cellular component: cytoplasm; U2 snRNP; U2-type prespliceosome. Bases 1 to 789 code for a protein of 262 amino acids. Gene Ontology annotation, biological process: mRNA splicing, via spliceosome.